AUUCCAUAACCUAAUAUUAUAGUGUGUCAAAAUGGGUUUUUAAAGUAUAAUACAAUAGAAAUUUAAAAAUAUAUAAUAUGAUAACGUUACGAAUUAAAAAAAUCCAAAAUAACAUUUGGUAUUCUUCGUACGCUAAAACCAAGACUUUAGACCAAGCUUACGUACCACACAAAGUAGAAUGUUCGUCUAAAACGAAUUAUUUUAAGCCUCCUGUUAAAAAUGUGAAACCUUUUAGUUUAGUUCUACCACCUCCAAAUAUAACUGGAACUUUACAUUUAGGACACGCACUUACCGCUACAAUACAGGACGUUCUAAUAAGAUGGAAACAAAUGCAAGGUGUAAAAACAUCUUGGAUACCGGGUAUGGAUCACGCCGGUAUAGCUACACAAAUUAUUCUCGAAAAAUUAUUAUGGAAGGAAAAUCAACAAACACGACAAAAAAUUGGUAGAGAUUUAUUUUUGGAAAAAGUGAAUAAUUGGAAGAAUGAAAAAAGCUCCGUUAUUAGAAAACAACUUGAACGUAUGGGAGUUUUACUUGAUUGGGAUAAAGAAAUUUUUACAUUAGAUCAACAGAGAUCAAAAGCAGUACAAGAAGCUUUUAUAAGAUUAUUUGAUCUCGGGCUUAUAUAUAGCACUGUAAAGUUCUAUUUUAGAGCAGAUGCUCUGGUAAAUUGGUCUUGUAUAUUAAAAUCUGCUAUAUCUGAUAUAGAAGUGGAACAACUCUCCAUUAAUGGAUUAACUAAAAUUUCCAUUCCUGGAUUCGAAAAUCCAGUAGAAUUUGGUAUUAUUACAAAAUUUGCUUAUUUAAUAGACGGUACAGACGAAGAAAUAGUUGUAGCAACAACUCGUAUGGAAACUAUGUUAGGUGAUGUCGCCGUGGCUGUCCAUCCAGAAGAUUCUAGAUAUUCUAAUUAUAUAGGGAAGCAGUUAAAGCAUCCAUUUAGGAAUGAUAUGAUUCCUGUGAUUGCUGAUACUUUCGUAGAUCGAGAUUAUGGAACAGGCGCCGUAAAAAUUACACCCGCUCAUAAUUUUACCGAUUACGACGUAGCGAAAAAACAUAAUUUAAAACCUUUGUCGGUAAUCGAUGAAAGCGGUAAUUUAACUUCGAAUUGCGGUAAAUUUUCCGGAUUACCUCGAUUCGAAGCUCGAUCGAUCAUCGCCGAAGAACUAAGUAAAUUGGGAUUGUUCAAAGGUACGGAGGAACAUCCGAUGUCGAUUCCGAUUUGCAGUCGUACCAAAGACGUAAUCGAAUAUCUAAUACGUCCGCAAUGGUUCGUCGAUUGUAAAUCGAUGGCAGCUGAAGCCGUACGUACAGUUAAAGAAGGUAGUUUAUCAAUCGAACCCAAAUCUUUAGAAAAAACUUGGUUCGCUUGGUUAGAAAACAUACGAGAUUGGUGUAUAUCGAGACAAUUAUGGUGGGGACAUCGAGUACCGGCUUAUUCGUGUUCGAGCAUCAAAUCCGGAACGACCGUAUGGGUAGCUGCUGGAAACGAACAAACGGCUAUUACGAAAGGUGCUGCACAACUAGGAGUCGAUACGUCCGAUAUCCGAGUUAAAAGAGACGAAGAUGUUUUGGAUACUUGGUUUUCUUCUGGACUCCUUCCAUUCGCUUCAUUUGGUUGGCCGGAUAAGACGAUCGAUUUUGAAAAAUUCUAUCCGUUAUCUCUGAUGGAAACCGGUCACGACAUUUUGUUUUUCUGGGUGGCGCGAAUGGUGAUGCUGGGAAUUCAACUUACCGAUCGAUUACCUUUCGAUAAAAUUUUUCUUCACGGUAUCAUUUGCGACGUUUACGGUAGAAAGAUGUCGAAAAGUUUGGGAAACGUCGUAGCGCCCGAAGACGUGAUAGACGGAAUUAGCCUCGAGGAAAUGGAAGAAGCGACUAAAAGAAAUUACAACAUCGGAAUUUUAUCGAUAGAGGAAUUCGAACGAUCAAUUCAAGGUCAAAGAAAAAUGUUUCCGCGAGGAAUUCCCGCAUGCGGUUCGGACGCGUUAAGAUUCACUCUAUUAUCUCAUAACGUGAAAAAUACGUUUAUAAAUUUCGACGUGAACGAAUGUUAUACGAAUAAAUUGUUUUGUAAUAAAAUUUGGCAGGCGACUAAAUUUACCAAAACUUGGUACGAUAAUCGACAAGAAUUAUUAUUGUCUAACGGGUACGAUCGAUUGGAAAUUAUGGAUAAAUGGAUUUUGAGUAAAUUGACUCGAAUGGUGGAUAAAGUAAUCGGAGGAAUGGAAAAUUACGAUUUUUAUAUUUGUACGAACGCUUUAAAAAAAUUUCUGUAUUUCGAAUUUUGUGAUAUUUAUUUGGAAACGACUAAAAGAGGUUUACGUUGUUCCGAAAGUAGCUCAAAGGCGCCUGGUCAUGUACGGACACUUUUGACGUGUUUGGACGUUGCCUUAAGAGCUUUAGGGCCUUUCAUGCCCUAUUUAACCGAACAUCUACAUUCCCGUUUACCUCAAUUACCGGGAGAAGAAAAAAUAUUCUGUUUUCCUCAAAAAUUGAAUUACCUCGACGAUAAUCUGGAGAAAAACGUUGAAGAUAUUUUGGAAAUCGUAGCGGCGAUAAGAAGAUUGAAGAAGAUUUUCAACGUUAGCGUCAAGACGCAACCGAAACUAUUAAUUUCGACGUCAUCGAUUUGUAUAACAAACAAUUCGACGGUAAUACAAGAUUUAACCGGUUUUAACGAUAUCGAAGUAUCGAACGAAGUAAAGGAUGAUUUUUCGAAAAAUUGCCUUAAAGAUAAAAUCGGCGAAACGAAAAUAUAUUUGGAAAUGUCUGAGGAAAUUCGAAAAACGUUACAAUUCGAUUUGGAUAAAAUGGAAAAGAAGAAGAAAAAAUUGGAGAAGGAAUUGGAGAAAAUUAAGAAGAUGGUAUCGGGGUCUACGUAUAAAAUGAACGUCGGUUUGGAAAAACGAGAAAUUCAUUCGAAAAAGAUUAUAUUAUUGGAAGAACAGUUAACGAGACUCGAUUAUUUGAAAAAUGUUAUUAAAUAAUCGAAAAUAAUAUCAAACCUAACCUCAAAUUUUUUUGAAUAAAAAUUCAAUCGAUAACAACUUUUAUU
This is a messenger RNA of Diorhabda sublineata, 3058 nucleotides long. RefSeq names its product valine--tRNA ligase-like. Bases 78 to 2990 code for a protein of 970 amino acids. Gene Ontology annotation, cellular component: cytosol. Gene Ontology annotation, molecular function: valine-tRNA ligase activity; ATP binding; aminoacyl-tRNA deacylase activity. Gene Ontology annotation, biological process: valyl-tRNA aminoacylation. NCBI's taxonomy places the organism in Eukaryota, Metazoa, Arthropoda, Insecta, Coleoptera, Chrysomelidae. The transcript has 15 exons. The record is from RefSeq and is a predicted model, not a curated record.